Molecule: messenger RNA, 3563 nt
Organism: Asparagus officinalis (garden asparagus)
Lineage: Eukaryota; Viridiplantae; Streptophyta; Magnoliopsida; Asparagales; Asparagaceae
Biological process (GO): protein phosphorylation
Molecular function (GO): ATP binding; protein kinase activity
Source: RefSeq, a predicted model, not a curated record
AUGGAUUUGGAAGUAGUUGAUUGUCGGGAAUACCUGGAGGUCAUUCACUCGAAGGUGACUUUGUCCCAACUAAAGAUAAUGUCUAUGAAGUUUGACAUCCCUAAGAGAUAUAAGCUGUCCAUCCCGAUGGGGACGGAGGCCAUUUACGACCAUGGGCCUGGACGGCAUCCCCUCUAUCUGAACCAUUUGGAGUGCGGCUUAAGAUUACCCUUGCCUCCAUUCUUGAAGCAAUUAUUCGGGGAUUUGGGGGUUUUGCCAACACAAACAAAAUCGAAUGUCAUAGCCAUUACUGUGGCUUUCGUGGUUAUAUGCAGCUGGUUGGCCAUUAAACCUACAACGAAACUAUUCACCUAUUUUGUGGUCGUAAAGGCGAGCCAGAGGGAGCCCCAUUAUUACUUUCAGAUGUCAGGAUCAUUCAAGUUGAUCGUAGACCUCCCAGAUUCCCAUAAGGAAUGGAAGGAGAAGUUUGUAUGGGUGACCGGGGAUGAUUUAGAGAUGGGUUGUUCCGAUUGGCCCGAGAUUCGCAGGGAUGCACUUGUCAAGAGGGCACUAUCCAAAGAAGAGAAAGUCCAUCUUGAAUCGAUCAAGAAGUUCACUAUUUCUCGUUGCUUCGAGGUUUUGCUUGAUAGGUCCGUUCUACGAAUGACCACAGUGUCGGUCAUGCUGGUGACUAAUCCUAACACGGAUAGAGCCAUUGCCCUUAUUACUGGGUCAGUGGGAGUAACUGCAAUGCCCUCAGCUAGGUUCAUCGAUCCCCAGGAGGAAUCUUCUGCCAGGUCGACAAAACGCCUCCGCUCAGAUGUCCCUCCUUCCGAGGUCAUGUUGGUCUCCGAGGAGUGGGAGUCCUCUCUUACUCAUAGAAGGAGAAGAAAGGAGGCCGAAGGGGUAUCUCAACCGACAAAUGAAGGGAUGCAGAAGGCUAUCGUCCCUCUGAGUGUCGACUCAACGGGGAAGGAGCCGGCUCAGGAAAAGGCAGGAUCACCGGGUGCCGAUAGGAAGGACCCUUUUCCACAUGGCUUUUCCGACGUGGAUGAGACAGAAUGUGACCAGCUGAGGUCCUGCAUUAUUGAGCGUCCUUCAUCUGCUGCCAAGUAUGCAAAGGAGCCCCAGCCAGAGUUCUGCUUUGAAGCUGAACACCAUCUUGAUGCUAGGGGGUCCAUCAUUGGGUCUUGCCGAAUCCAGGAGCUUCUUGAGGAGGUUGAUCUAUUAAGGGCCAACGAUGAAGUCCUUCGACAACAGCUCUCCGAAGGUUCCACUUCCGAUGUUUCUCAAGUUGCCAAGCUUAGACGGGAGCUAAAUGAGACACUUCAGGAGAGGGAUCAUGCUGAUGUCUUAGCCCGGGCAGAGAAGGUGGUGACGGCUCAUGCGAAGCAUCAGUUAGACGCGACGGAGGUGACCAUUGCCAAACUUCAAGAAGAGAUCACGCGUCUAAAGUCUAAACCCCUCCAGGAGGUUAUUGACGAGUACCGUCAGGAGAUUCUUGAUAGCUGUCAUCAGGACAUUGUUGACGAAUAUCGGGGGAGGUUAGCUAGUCAAACCGAAGUGGCACUAGCUUGCAAAGCUGGAUGUGAUUAUAUGUCGGCUCAGAUUCUGACCGAGAUGAAGAAUAGCUUCAAUCGCCUUCAUUAUCCUCCCAUGGUCACCAACUAUUUGCACGAGUUGGAAGAGUUGGAGGUUCGUUUGUCGACGAGCCGAACUAAAUGGUGCGAUGCUGCGCCGCGGAGCAAUGAAGAGUUGGAUGAUGACGAUGAGGAGAUUGUGGGAGGAGCUCUCGGAUUGGGGAAAAGAGUUCUUCUUGUCUAUGAAUUGAUGUGCAAUGGUAGUCUUCAAGAUGCGCUGCUUGGCCGAAAGUCACCGGAGCUUCUUGAUUGGGGACGGAGGUUCUCGAUUGCGGCGGAUAUUGCAAAGGGGCUGCAGUUUUUGCAUGAGGUCUGCGAUCCUUCGGUGAUUCAUGGAGAUAUUAAGCCUAGUAACAUUCUGCUCGAUUCACAGUUCGUAGCAAAGAUUGCGGAUUUUGGGCUUGCACGCCUUAAAGCUACUGCUGCUGGUGGUGCUGAUGAAGUCCGCUACUGCAGUUGGAGGAGGAGAGGAGGAGGUCGAGGAAGGAGGAGGUUUGUGAUUGUUGGGGUCGAUCCUAAAUCGCCGAAAGACCGGAAAAAAGAGCAGAUUGAGGAUGAUGCAUCUGUCAUGGGCGAGACUGUGGCAGAGAGUGCCACAACAGCUGGCUUUGAUGGGGACGAGAUGGCAUCAUCUCCUUCACCGAUCAUGGCAUUGGAAGUUGCAUCGACUUCAGAGGUCGGAGGAUUUGAUAGAAUGAGCGUUGAUGGCGAGAAGGAGAUUGGGGCUUCGAGCAGUCGAAGGGGGUUCUGGAAGAAGAGUGGGUAUACGGGUAGAGACUGGUGGUGGCGGCAGGACAGUAAUGUAGGAGGCAAUGGGGAUUCGAGGGGUGGGGUAAAGGAUUAUGUUAUGGAAUGGAUUCGCUCGGAGAUCAAGAAAGAACGGCCGAAGAGCGAUUGGAUCACUGGACCCUCGACUGUUUCAUCCGAGGACUGCUUGCCGAAGACUUUGGGGAAGUCAGAGCGUAGGAAACAUCAGCGGAGAUUGGAGUGGUGGGCUUCAUUGGAUGAAGAGAGGGAGAAGAAGGAGAAGAAGAGCAGGCCAGCAAAGGAGUGGUGGCGAGAGGAGUACUGUGAAGAGCUCACCAAGAAACAGCAGAGGAAGAGGAUGCUUAAGUGCAAAAGCAGUAUUGAAGGAGGAGAGCACCCGCGUUGGUGGCAGGAGGAUGAUGAGGAUUGUGGAUUGCCAUCAGAGAGAAAGAAGAGGAGGAAGAAGAAGAAUUGGAGCAGAGGCAGUCAAGAGUGGUGGAUGGAUGGCCUCAGUGGCGAGAUGAAGAGGACGAUGGCAGGGAGGAGGAGAAGCCAGGAUUGGGCUGCUGGCACUGAAAUCCCCAAGAGUGGUCGCACAAUCAGCAGUACCCCAAGCAUGAGGGGUACUGUUUGCUAUGUAGCACCAGAAUAUGGUGGUGGAGGUCCUUUAUCUGAGAAAUGCGAUAUUUAUAGCUUUGGUGUUCUGCUUCUGGUUCUCAUCUCUGGGCGACGCCCACUCCAAGUGACAGCUUCACCUAUGUCGGAGUUUGAGCGUGCGAAUCUCAUUUCAUGGGCAAGGCAUCUUGCUCAUUUGGGAAGGCUUUUGGACCUUGUCGACCCGAGUAUUAAGGGGAUUGACAAAGAGCAGGCUCUCCUUUGCAUUACAGUUGCUCUUCUUUGCAUCCAAAGGUCUCCAGCUCGCCGUCCAUCCAUUAAGGAGAUCGUUGGGAUGCUCACUGGUCAGUCUGAUCCUCCUCAUCUUCCAAUUGAGUUCUCCCCUUCACCUCCCGGUGGGUUCUCAUUCAAGUCAAGGAAGAAGGCGCGGUGAGUUGGGGUAUUUUCACUGAGCAGCGGUAGGGAGAGUAGUUGUUCACUCUUUUGUUGUACAUUUGUUUUAUUUUUCCAUUCUUGUUGAGGCUAAUUGAUGAGUGAAAACUGAGAAUUGAUUUACCAUCUAAUACAAGGCCUUUUAAGUUA